GACGAAGGUGUUGGAGUGAGACAGAGUGAGCGCUGCGUGGCUCUGUGGCGCGUCAGUAUACUACGAGUUGAGAGGAAGGUCACAGUGUUUUAUCGUGUAAACAAAUAUUUUCCUUAAUAACAACUCUGGAACUACUUACGUAACCAUGAGGGAUAGUCAGAACCUGAUGAUAGAGUUUGUAAAAAUAGUCCAAAGGUACCCAGAAAUCUACGAUGCCAGUCUGGACACAUACAGAACUCGAUUUUCGGAGAUGUCUUGGGCCAAAGUUGCGAAUCAUGUGAGGACUGAAUUGAAUGAAGAAUGCACAGUUGAAGAACUAAAGGUGAAAUGGAAAGGAAUAAGGUCAUCAUUCAACAGAUACAAGUCCAAACUUGCAAUGAGCCCCUUCAGCAAUGAGAACACUUGCAAAAAAUAUUAUCUGUGCGAUCACUUAAGGUUUUUGGAACCCUUUCUCAGAUCUAAGGGCGUUUUCAGGCAACUACAAGAAGACCAAGACAAAUCAGAAGAAACAAACAGCGAUCCUUGUAACUACGUCAACGUGGAUAAUAUUGACGAAUCAGCUGUGUAUAAUGAAGAAGAAUGGAACCAUAUUGAUAUCAAACCUGAUGUUAGUACCAGACCUGAUAAACAGCAAGAAGCGGACACAGUCCAGUCUUCGAGACCAGCUAGUGAAUCUUAUGAUAGAAAUAAGAAGAGAAGGUACUCAUUUGAAGGCCAAUCUACCACAGAAGAUGAUAACGAAGAUCUCACAUUUUUCAAAAGUAUACUACCAGACAUAAGGAACUUUUCAAUUAGAGAGAAGAGGAAAUUGAAGAUGGGAAUACUGCAACUGAUUGAUGAGAUAGAAAAAGAGAGAGAGAGUACAUGAGUGUUCAUGUUGUUUUAAAAGACUUUUAGAUAUAAGAACUAGACUUAGUUAGAUAGUUUGUUCCAAUUAAAUGACUGAAAGUUUUUUAAAUA
Molecule: messenger RNA, 960 nt
Organism: Spodoptera frugiperda (fall armyworm)
Lineage: Eukaryota; Metazoa; Arthropoda; Insecta; Lepidoptera; Noctuidae
Exons: 4
Coding region: 146-868 (240 amino acids)
Biological process (GO): regulation of transcription by RNA polymerase II
Cellular component (GO): transcription regulator complex; nucleus
Molecular function (GO): DNA binding
Source: RefSeq, a predicted model, not a curated record